This is a messenger RNA of Lecanosticta acicola, 1110 nucleotides long. Lineage: Eukaryota; Fungi; Ascomycota; Dothideomycetes; Mycosphaerellales; Mycosphaerellaceae. The record is from the annotation of a GenBank genome assembly.
AUGACAACCCCCAACACUCCAGUCCCACCAGCCAAGAAGCCAGCGACAAACGCCACAAACGCAAUCCCAUCAGCAGCGGAAGAUCCAAUGCACUCGCACUCGGUCGAGGCUCUGCUCGGGGAAAAGGAAAAGGAAAAGGAAAAGGACAUGUCGAAUGCGGAGCUGCAAGAUCGGAUCUCCCAGUUGGGUGUGGGAGAGGAGGAUAUCUCCGACGAGCUGGAAGAUGAGGGAUCUGGGGGGGAUCAGCAGCUUGGACACGCAUACAGCGGCAGUGACGAAUGUCCCGAGGGUCUUGCAGCCGGCGAGGAAUCUGGCUCCGGAAAUGACGCGGCGUUGGAGCGUUCCCGCAACGAGAAGUCCGCGAAAGCGGUCAAGAAGCACGUCUGGAAUCUCUGGCCCAACUUCCAGCUGCCCGAGUUCAUCUCCCACCUCGUCAUUCUCGCCCUACUCACGACCAACAUCCUCUCUGGCGUUCUCUAUCUGAGCAGCGAUCGCCAUGGCGGCAGCAGCAGCAAUCCAACAACAGCAGCACCACCGUCUUGCGACUGCACCACAGGAAAUGUUGGCAAUGUCCCGGAUCUCCUCACUACUACAUCCCAAGGCUGGCCCAUCCGCACUUUCUCCUCCCAUCCCGAGGCAGCCCUCACCUCCCUCCGCUACCUCCUCACCCUCAUGCCCACGACCCACAUGACUCCCGAUCGUCAUCAGUCCCUCGAUCAAUUACUCGUCGAGGCCGAACAAGCCGUCCCCAUCAGCACCUCGGAGGAGGAGGAAGACGAGAUGCUCUCCUCCUCCUCCUCGUCUCCCUCACAGGAGGAAGAAUCCGGAAAAAUCUACACCCUCCCCCCAGCUCUCCUCCUCCACCCCACCGCCGGCGUGGGCGUGGGCGUAGGCGUGGGCGUAGGAGGCGCCUGCCACGUCGCAGACGAGGAACUCUGCCGCGUACGGGAUCUCUAUCUCCCGCGGGGUCUCGCAGGCGUGGACUGGGAAUGCGAGGCGGCGGAGAUGUGGGUCGACGAGUGGAAUUCGAUUGUGAGGGGUUGUGUGAAGGGGUUGAUUGGGCGGGUGAGGGGGAGGGCGAGGGCGAGUCAUGGAGAGGUUGGAAGGUAG